AUGGCAUGGCGGGGAGGAGCAGCGGGCAGCCAGGACAGGGACAAGCUCUUGCCUUCCCCUGGCAGGGUGCCCCAGGGGCUGGGCUGCCAGGAGCCAGAGGUGAGCGUGGAGACCCGGGCCCACGGGGUGAAGAUGGGCGCCCAGGGCCAGGAGGGGAUCGGUUUGCCUGGGAACCGGGGAGAGCGUGGGGACAAGGGAGACGUCGGGGCUCCAGGGCCCAAAGGAGACAAGGGAGAGCGUGGCCUGAAGGGCGUGGAAGGGGACAAGGGGAACAAAGGGGAGCAAGGCAUGCCUGGAGAGAAGGGGGCAAGGGGUGAGCAAGGUGAGAAGGGCUCCACAGGCUUCCCUGGGGCACGUGGACCUGGUGGGCAGAAGGGAGAGGUUGGAGUGCCAGGAGAGCCUGGUGAGCCGGGCCAGCCCGGCCGCAAUGGGAUCCCUGGAGCCCGAGGAGAGAAAGGGGACAUGGGACCCCUGGGCAUGCGUGGCCCCAAGGGUGAUCGGGGCAUGAAAGGCGCCUGUGGCCUUGAUGGUGACAAGGGUGAGAAGGGAGAGCCAGGGAUUCCGGGGCGCUCAGGGUUGCCAGGGAGGAAAGGUGAGCAGGGAGAGCUGGGUCUGUCAGGACCACCGGGCAUCCCUGGGAAGGAGGGGCUCAUGGGACCCAAGGGCGACCGGGGAUUCGAUGGGCAGCAGGGAGCCAAAGGAGACCAAGGGGAGAAAGGAGACCGGGGUGCCCCAGGCAUUGUCGGUGUCCCUGGUCCCCGAGGCAAUGAUGGUGCUCCUGGCCCCCCUGGCCCCCCAGGGAAUGUUGGCCCCCGGGGUCCUGAGGGCAUGCAGGGCCAGAAGGGGGAGAGAGGCCCCCCAGGACAGUCGGUGCCAGGGGCCCCCGGUGUGCCUGGCAUCCCUGGUGAGAGAGGAGAGCAGGGCCGUCCUGGCACCCAGGGACUCCGUGGGGAGAAGGGGGAGCCGGGCCUGACGGAGGAGGAGAUCCGUGCCUUCGUCAGGCAGGAGAUGAGCCAGCACUGUGCCUGUGGCGGCCACUUCCCACAGCGCCUGGAUUCACGGCUCUUCACCACCCAGCCAUUCCCUGUUGGAAGUGCUCAGGCAGUCCCUGUGCUCAAGUUGUUACACAAUGAAGAAGAGGAGGGGGAGGACAGGCAGGUCAUGCUUGACACGGAUGACCUCGAGUACGACAGUGUGUAUGAGGAGGAAGACUAUGAUGAGGUCCCAGAGGAGGACAGCUCGGAGCAGCCUGCGAUGGGCGCGCAGCCCUGCGUCCUGCCGCUGGACGAGGGGCACUGCCAGCGCUACACCCUGCGCUGGUACUACAACCAAAGAGCCACCGAGUGCCGGCCCUUCGUCUACAGCGGCUGCCGGGGGAACCCCCACCGCUUUGACAGCAAGGAGCCGGCAGCGUCCCCGCCCGGGGCCGCGGGCUCAGCGGCUGCGGAGCACGGGGAGGAUGCUGGUCCCCAUCUCGGCUCCGACACUGCCUCGCCUCUCUCCGCAGGUGCCCCCGGUGUCUCCAGCAGCAAGGAGGGAGGGCAGCCCAAGGUGUAG
This is a messenger RNA of Chaetura pelagica (chimney swift), 1557 nucleotides long. Its product is annotated as collagen alpha-1(VII) chain-like. Bases 1 to 1557 code for a protein of 518 amino acids. The record is from RefSeq and is a predicted model, not a curated record. The transcript is spliced from 20 exons. Lineage: Eukaryota; Metazoa; Chordata; Aves; Apodiformes; Apodidae. Gene Ontology annotation, molecular function: serine-type endopeptidase inhibitor activity.